AUGACAUUUCUGGUGCGUGGCUCCAGAAUCCGUUUCAGAGUCAAGGCAAUUACGACCGACAUUCGUUCCCACUUUUGGUCUGUUAACAACCCUAACCUCUGCCCUGGUUCCUUUCAGUUCUUUCUUUCAGUCUCUUUCCCUCUCUCUCUCUCUCUCUCUCACUCUCUCUCUCUCUCCUUCUCACACAUUGAUUUCAAAUCCCAAUGUUACCUUAUAUUCCUCACUUUCUCUCUUAACUUCUUUUUCUUCUCUUCCUUCACUCACAUUCUCUCUCUCUCUCUCUCUCUCUUUAUUUUCUUACUAUUCUCCCUUAUUUCUCUAACAAGAACCUCCCCUCCCCUCUCACUCUCUCUCUUUCUCUUUCUCUCUCUUUUCCUUUCUCUGUCUUUCUCUAUCUCUCUUUCUCUCUUCUCUCUCUCUCUCUCUCUCUCUUCAAGAUUCGUCGACAUUUCAGAAAUUAGGCAGUCGAAGAGAAAAUCGAACUAG
Messenger RNA from Acanthosepion pharaonis, 486 nucleotides. Lineage: Eukaryota; Metazoa; Mollusca; Cephalopoda; Sepiida; Sepiidae. The record is from the annotation of a GenBank genome assembly.